GGUCCUCCAGUUAAUCAUAGUGGAGAGAAAUGGGUCCUUCAAGAUUGAGAAGAUGCAACAGCAGGAUCGCCUCAUGCCAAUCAUCGAGAAGCUUGCAUUGGUUAUAAGAGCUGCUUCUGAGGAGGUAGUGCGAGACCAUUUUGGAGGAGAGAUCAUUGAUGAGCUCUACAACCGAUUCACAAAGAAACUGGAGCAGUCUGCCCUCUUCUCGGAUUCUAGUUUUGUGCCCAAUUUGGACUUAUUUACUUUCCUAAAGCGAAAUGGUAGGGAAUGAUAAGAAGUCAUAUUAAUUACAAGAGGAACGUAACAUCCCACUUCAUAUGUAAUUAAGGGAAAAUAUAUCACAUUCCUCUACGCACUAAUAAAUUUUUAGAUAAGUU
Molecule: messenger RNA, 380 nt
Organism: Rubroshorea leprosula
Lineage: Eukaryota; Viridiplantae; Streptophyta; Magnoliopsida; Malvales; Dipterocarpaceae
Source: the annotation of a GenBank genome assembly